Molecule: messenger RNA, 1334 nt
Organism: Alnus glutinosa
Lineage: Eukaryota; Viridiplantae; Streptophyta; Magnoliopsida; Fagales; Betulaceae
Product: chorismate mutase 2
Exons: 6
Coding region: 228-1010 (260 amino acids)
Biological process (GO): chorismate metabolic process; aromatic amino acid biosynthetic process
Cellular component (GO): cytoplasm
Molecular function (GO): chorismate mutase activity
Source: RefSeq, a predicted model, not a curated record
AAGUCUGAAGCUCAACGGAACAACCGGAAACAGACGCGGCUGGGUCCACCCCUUGCCGACCUCCAACGCAAAGACUCCCCACCCAACCUCGCUACGCCACGCCAGCAGCACACGCAAAACCCGCAUACAAGAAUCACGCACCCCCAUCGCCACCAUCCCCGGCUCUCUCUAUCUCAAAUUGCAACCUGGUUCUUUCUGCUCCGAAUUCAAGAAAUAGAGACAACUCUAUGGCGGAGGCACUCUCGAAUGCUGGUUCGGCGAAUUCGCUCACGCUGGAGUCGGUACGACAGUCGUUGAUUCGACAAGAAGACACCAUCGUUUUCGGCCUCAUUGAGCGGGCUCGGUUCCCCAUCAAUUCUCCCACGUACAAUGGCUCUUACGCUAACAUUCCUGGGUUUUCUGGCUCCUUGGCCCAGUUUCUUGUUAGGGAAACUGAGGCCCUCCAAGCUAAGGCUGGUAGAUUUACAAACCCAGAAGAACAUCCCUUCUUUCCAAAAGAUGUACCACCCUCCCUUGUGCCAUCUCAAAACCAUACAGAGGAUUUGCAUCCAUCAGCAGCUUCCAUUAACAUAAACAAGUCAAUAUGGGACGUGUAUUUUGAUAAACUGCUUGCAUUGUUUGCUGCCCCUGGUGAUGAUGGCAAUUAUGAAGCAACCGCUGCUAGUGAUCUUGUUUGUUUACAGGCCCUUUCAAGAAGGAUUCAUUAUGGAAAGUUAGUAGCUGAGGUAAAAUUCAAGACAUCCCCAACAGAAUAUGAGCCUGCAAUUCGUGCUAAGGACAGAGAUGCUCUGAUGAAAUUGUUGACAGUUGAGAGCGUAGAAGAAGAGGUGAAGAAGAGAGUUGCCAAGAAGGCCAUGGUGUUUGGGCAAGAAGUGACUUUGAACAAGACUGUUGACGACACGGGGAAGUACAAGGUCGAUCCAUCAGUUCUUUCUCGACUCUAUGGGGAGUGGGUAAUGCCUCUCACCAAGCUUGUGGAAGUGGAGUACCUCCUACGCCGCCUCGAUUGAACCCUCCUUUUCCUUCAUCUUUCAACUACUUAUGUGAUGAAGAAUUGAAUUAUUCUCAUGGACAUUCUUGUCGAUAAAUGCUACAUGUACUUAAACUUUUACAAAGAGUGUCUUAUUAACUGAUGUUGAGCUUAUUCAUUAGAGAUGAUCAAAACAAUUAAUAAAAAUAAAUGUUACGAGUACUAAUGAAUAAGCUCCACAUCAUCUUAGUAAGACUUCAUUUGUAAAAGUUUAAGUACUUUUAGCAUUUAUCUUCUUAUCUAUUUGAUUGUGGAAUAACAUCAUUUUAAAAUUUACCCAAUAAAUUUGCGUCUAUUUAAGAAA